Thrips palmi is the source of this 1262-nucleotide messenger RNA. RefSeq names its product RNA transcription, translation and transport factor protein. The record is from RefSeq and is a predicted model, not a curated record. Gene Ontology annotation, cellular component: tRNA-splicing ligase complex. Gene Ontology annotation, molecular function: RNA binding. The transcript is spliced from 5 exons. NCBI's taxonomy places the organism in Eukaryota, Metazoa, Arthropoda, Insecta, Thysanoptera, Thripidae. Gene Ontology annotation, biological process: tRNA splicing, via endonucleolytic cleavage and ligation. The coding region runs from base 126 to 869 and encodes 247 amino acids.
GACAGACACACACAGACACUCGAAGUUGAGAGGCGCAAGCAAGCAGAAGAGUGAAGAGUAAACCUUGAAACCCAGUGCAACCUGAACCUGAAGCCUUGAGAGGAAAGGAAGUGAACCUUCCGAUCAUGUUUAAAAGGAAAUUGGCCGCCUUGGAUCACCAUGCGCCUGAAUCAGUCAACAUCAAUGAUGAAAGGGAGAUUAAAAACUUAGUUUUGUGGUUGGAAAAUCAGAAAAUCCGGCGCUACAAAAUUGAAGAAAGAGGUCCUUUACAAGCAGAAGGCGAACAAUGGCGUGCUAACUUUGACAAGUAUUGUAGGGAUCUUGCCAGUCCCAUAGUAGAUGGUGCUAUGGCAGAAAAACUUGAAUGGCUCAUUGGUUAUGCAAUCAGCCUCGAAUAUGCUGACAACGCUGAAAAAUACAGAGGUCAAACAGCACAGAAUAUUAGCCAAACUAUUGUUAAUGUACCAAAAGUGGAAUCAUCAAAUCCUCUGGAUAAUUUGGACUUUGAAUCUUCAGAUUUUAAGAAGGGGGUUAUAGCACUUGCUCAAAUUUUAAAUAUAACACCCCAUCCUGAUCAUUUGGUCACUCUGAAAGCUGUUAGUAAAGUAGUCAGGGAAAGAUUAAAUCAAGAUGCCCUAGAUAAUCCUAGCAACAUCAUUGUAAAAGGAAAACCUUUUCCAUUUCAAGAAGCUGAUCUAGGAUUCGACAUGGGAGACUAUGUCCUGAAUGAAGCUGCCAAAAUUCUCCGCCUUCUUUACAUUCACGAUUUGAGAAACUUGCAAACGCACAUCAAUGAAACAAUUGUUGCGGUUCAGUCAAUUACCGCUGAUCCUAAGACAGACACAAAACUGGGACAAGUUGGGCGGUAGUGGCUCCUCAAUCAGUCAGGACUGGUACUUCUAUUAAAGUGCCAUCUGUAUGGAUAAUGAUCAAACUUCUCUAUUGUUUUACAUUGUUUCCAAUGCUGACAAAUAAGUAGAAAAUUUAUUAACUUUGAGAACAUUUUUCCAUAAUGCUUUGUAUUUCUGUUUUGCGCUACUACUUUUGUCAAUCUUAUCGUAUCGAUUUGUCCCAUGCUUUGUAUUGUAUUUUACUGAUCCAUCACAGUGGUAGUUUGUUUUAAAAUACCUCCAUUAACAUUACUCUAAGGCCUAUUAUCAUUGUGAAAAGCAUUUGUAAUUAGAUAUGCUGUAUGUUUAUUGACAAAAUAUCACCAAUUAAUUCUGCAACAGAUAUAAAGUACUAUAGGUACAACAUCUCAA